CCAGUUCGUAUCAAGCCCGAGAUAUAGAAACAACCCACGUACACACAGAAACAACGAACCGUUUGCAAUCGAAGUCUGAUAACAAGACUUGCAACAAUUGUGGAGGAGAAUGGCCGCACAAAAAUCAAUGCCCCGCACAAGGGAAAACAUGUCGCAAGUGCAACAAACCGAACCACUUUCAAUCAGUUUGUAGGAGCUCAAAAUUCUCGAAGCAGAAACAAAGACGUCCUGCACAUUCUCGCAAAUCACAUGCAGCGGUGAGACCUUUGCAGCAUGAGGAUAAUUCUAGUGACGAGGAAUACCUGUAUACGGUCUCAAAUGGCAACGACAAAUUAUCAAAACGCAGCCCUGUGGUUAAUGUUGUGGUCGAGGGUCACAAGUUCAACAUGAUAUUGGACACCGGAUCCACAAUCAACGUUAUCGAUAGAAAUACUUUCGAAAAGAUGCACGGAGUCAAGUUACAACAAACCAAAAUAAAAGCUUUUCCAUUCAACUCUUCGAAACCAGUUUGUUUUAUAGGAAAAUUUGAAUCGAUGAUCACAACAAAAUCUCGCUAUGGAGUUGCAACAUUUUAUGUCCUAAAAGAUCGUCAUGCUGGUUGUUUACUUUCAGCCAAUACAGCACAAGAACUUGGAGUCAUAACGCUGAAAUUGAACAAACUUUCAGUUUCAGCAACCCCUACAAAACAUAUUGAUCCGCAAAUUGAUGCCAUUAUUCAACGUUUCAACAAAGUCUUUGAAGGAACUGGUAAACUGAAGGGGUACUCGGUGAAGCUAAACAUCGACGAAAAGGCAAUACCACGUGCACAACCGCAAAGGAGAAUUCCUUUUCAUUUGAGAAAGAAAGUUAAAGAAGCUGUCACCCAGCUGGAAAAAGAGGGGAUCAUUGAAGCUGUACCAGAAAACGCGCCUUCGCAGUGGGUAUCUCCAAUCGUCGUAGUACCGAAAAAGGAUGGAUCUGUUCGUCUUUGCGUAGAUAUGCGUGUGCCAAAUACUGCAAUAAAACGUGUACGUUAUCCGAUCCCUACAUUGAAUGAUAUCAGCAUUCAACUCAAUGGUGCCAAAUAUUUCAGUAAAUUGGAUCUAAACCAAGCUUACCACCAGCUACCAUUACACAUAGACAGUCGUUUUAUCACUACCUUCAGCACACACGUAGGACUUUAUCGAUACACUUGUCUCAAUUAUGGGACAAAUGCUGCUAUGGAAAUUUUCCAGCAUGUUUUACAAGAAACUUUACAAGGUAUAAAUGGAGUGCUGAACAUCGCAGAUGACAUCGUAGUUUUUGGCAAAACUCGCAAGGAACACGAUUUAGCUUUGCAAAAUUGUUUGCAACGUCUGCAUUCAAAAUGCCUUACGCUAAAUCUCAAGAAAUGUAACUUUCUACAGAAAUCAAUUCAGUUUUAUGGACAAAUUUUCACAGAACAUGGUACGCAGCCAGAUCCAGCACGCAUAAGCGAUCUUCAGAAUGCACCAAUACCUACCAGCAUCAAAGAGGUACGAAGCCUGCUCGGAAUGGCAAACUAUAGUGCUAAGUACAUCCAAGAUUUUGCGACGCUCACUGCACCACUUCGAGAGUUGACAAAAAAGAAUACACCAUUCGUAUGGCAAGCAGUUCAACAGAAAGCAUUUGAAAACAUAAAAUUGGCUCUGUCAGAAGCUCCCGUUAUGUCGUAUUUCGAUACCAAUAAAGAAACUUUCGUUACGGUGGACGCAAGUCCCGUAGGUGUGUCCGCAAUUUUGAGUCAAGCAACCAAGAACAGUGAUGAUUACAAGGUUGUUGCUUACGCCAGUCGUGGACUGUCCGAUACUGAGAAACGAUACUCGCAAACGGAAAAAGAGGCUCUAGCCAUCGUUUGGGCCGUAGAACAUUUUCAUUUGUUCCUAUAUGGCAACGAAGUUACUUUGAUUACAGAUCACAAACCUUUGGAAACCAUUUACGGCAGUUCAACCUCUAAGCCGUCCGCGAGGAUUGAGCCAUGGGUUUUGCGACUACAACCUUAUUCGUUUAAAGUGCAGUACAAGGCAGGAAGCGAGAACUCUGCUGAUUAUCUAUCCAGACACCCCUCCAGUCAACAAUCGCGAAAACAAGAAAGAAUUGCGGAGGAGUACGUAAACAUGAUUACGAGUCACUCUGUGCCUAAAGCUAUGUCGCUAGACGAAAUAGCGAGUGCUACCAACACUGACAAGACAUUGCAAGCAUUGCGAGCCGCUAUACGAACAAAUAGAUGGCAAGCAUCUGAUCGUUUAAAGCCUUAUUGUGCAAUCAACGAUGAGCUCACUGUUGGUGCGAAGGGAAUUGUUUUGAGAGGAACACGUUUAGUUAUACCAGAGUCACUUCAGCAACGAGCUAUAGAUAUUGCCCAUGAAGCUCACCAAGGUCUUUCCAAAACAAAAAGUCUAUUACGAGAAAAAGUAUGGUUCCCAGGUAUGGACAACCUAGUUCAGCAUACCCUAGAUUCGUGCCUGACUUGUCAAAUUGUCGGCAAACCAUCGCCACCAGAACCUCUGCAACAAACUGAUUUUCCUAAAGGACCAUGGGAAACUGUUCAUAUCGAUUUCUGCGGACCGCUUCCUUCAGGAGAUCAUCUUUUAGUCGUCAUUGAUCGUUAUUCGCGAUUUCCGGAAACCGAAUUUGUGCGAUCCACGAAAGCAUCAACUGUCAUUCCGAAGCUGGACAAAAUAUUUUCGGUACACGGCAUACCACGUGAAUUAAAGACAGAUAACGGUCCACCAUUCUCGAGUGAAGAGUUUGCACGAUAUGUAAAUAUCCUCGGUAUAAACCAUAAACCUGUCACACCUUACUGGCCGCAGGCAAAUGGAGAAGUCGAACGCUUUAAUCAGCCUCUCAUCAAAGCCGUACAAAGCGCAGUGGCAGAUGGUAAGGUAUGGCAACAAGAACUGAACCGUUUCUUGUUCCAGUAUCGUAAUACACCUCACAGCACAACGAAAAUUGCGCCAUCAGAGUUGUUAUUCAACAGGAAAGUACAAGGAAAAUUUCUUACUUUAGAGAACAAUCGCGUAAUAAAUCGACACAAAGAAGCUAGAAUAAACGAGGAACGCAGUCGAUCAUACCAAGAAACAUAUGCAAACAAACGCAGAAAAGCAAAGAAGAGCAACCUUCAAGUUGGAGAUACUGUUCUUGUCCGCCAACAAAAAAGGGACAAACUAACGACACGAUUCAGCAAAACGCAAUACAAAGUCGUAAACCGUAAAGGUACGCAGAUAACUGCAGAAGACAGUAAUCAUCGUCGUGUAACUCGCAACGUAUCAUUUUUAAAAAAAUUACGCGCUCAGAUGUCGGAUUCCGAAGAUGCCAAUCAAUCAAAUCGAGCCACAUACGCUUGUGAACAAGAGGUUCCUAGACCUGCUGAAAGACUAGUUAGAAAACGUUAUGCACCAGUACGAUAUGGUGAACCAAUACCAUUGGGCACUUUGUAAACAGUAUACGAAAAAAAACUUCUUUAAAAGGAGGAGUGAUGUAGUAACCUAAUUGACUAUGCGCAGGAGCAUUACUUUAUGUGACCCAUGUUUAUAUAGUUUCAGAUUACAGUUGACAGUAUUACAGUUAUGUGUGUAGGCCGUUUGAAGUUAAUAUAAAGUUAUCGUUUUGUUUCUGUUCAACCCAUGCGUUGUUCUAUCUCCUUCACAUCUUAACAGCUUAAAAACUAUUGAAAAUACUGAAUUUAAGAGCACCUCAGAAUGGCUUUCUGCUAAUCAAUUAACAAUCUUUUGGUGGUACAAAACUUAAAAAUGGCUUUGAAAAAAGCAAACAUUUAGUAAACUAAAGCUUUUCGUCUGACACUCUGACACAUGAAUAAUGCGACAUCUUAAUUUUCUUUCAAUAUUCGUUGAAUGAGAAAAUGUCACCUGUUGAUAGAAGUGGUUUGAAUCUUCUGUAUGCUACAGUCAUAGAACAUUCUAUUUGCUAUUCAAAUCAUUCUAUUUUGCUGCAAAAGUUGAAGCAUUUUAGGCUUCAGAAGUAACAAAACAUCAUUAAUUGCAGACAUUUUAUGGUUACUGUUGCCUAGAUAAAAUUCAAUAGCCGUUCAAAAUUUAUGAUUAAUCAACCAGUUGCUCAACCAAAUGAAUCUUACAUAUUCAUGUAAUUCAAAAGGAUAUCUAUUGACUGUGGGUGGUUAAUAAAGACUACAUCAAUAUUCUGUUGAUAAACUUAUUCUUUUCAAGCGAUGACCAAGUUCAUGUGAGCUGGUUGUGGUUUUCUGCAAGAAAGAAAACGACAUAGAGAUCAGAAUUUUAAUAUGUCAUUUUAAAAACUUAUUAAAAAAGAAAUUGAAUUGAAUUAACAUUUUAUUAUGUAUAAAUGGAAGCAAUCAGUUAUUUGAACCAUUUUAAGAAUCAUUUUGAAAACAAAUCUGUUAUGAUUCAACAACAUGGAAAUCUGUUGACACGACCUGUGCAAAUAUUCCUGUUUCGAAACUCCUGUUGCAGAUAAAUUUUCAUGGCCUAUGUAUAAAACACCAUUGAAGAUUGUAAAUUUCAGCGAUUUACUAUUAGUAUACUAUCCUUUUUUGACUUGCUUAUCAGGAUUUUUCAUGUUCUUAUGCCACAAAAGUAACUUUUCACAAAAGGAGCAUUAAGAGAAUGACAAUUCGUUUGGUUGCAGUGUCGUUUGAUAACAUGAAGUCAUCUACGAGAUUACUAUCACAGGAAUAUUGCUAGGUGUAAGCUGAGUUCAUUCAAUAAAGCAUAGAAACAGCUCGUUUCUAUAGGACUUAAUUUGAUUCUCUGGGACUAAUAUUUCUUUGUAGCCUUUUCCUGAGAUUAUAUUAAAAAAAACCUUAUAAAGAUGAAUUUUUAAUCAACUUUAAGAGAGAAAAUGAGGCAUCGACAAAGAUAAAUAUGAAAAUAUACUUACUCUGAACUGGCGAUCUUUAAUUGAUAUCCCUUUGUCAAAUAAGAGUACAUUCCAAGCAAUCUCAAAAGAUUCGCAUAGAAUAUCAUUUUUUAAAAAUAUUUUUCAAUCACACAAUUUACUUGAUUACCUUAAACCAUGAGAAUGAUAGAAACUUAUUCCGCCUGAGAACAAACCUCAUCAUCUACUAUAUUUUUAAUUAUAAGUCAAACACAGCUCAAAGAAGGUUUUUAACUAGGUAAAUGUUUUUCUUCUGAAAAUAAGUACCAAGAUUGUAUUUGAUAAUUGCCAUAA
Molecule: messenger RNA, 5166 nt
Organism: Rhopilema esculentum
Lineage: Eukaryota; Metazoa; Cnidaria; Scyphozoa; Rhizostomeae; Rhizostomatidae
Source: RefSeq, a predicted model, not a curated record